This is a messenger RNA of Stomoxys calcitrans (stable fly), 11754 nucleotides long. It is a transcript of the gene dom, whose product is annotated as helicase domino. The transcript is spliced from 13 exons. Gene Ontology annotation, molecular function: histone binding; ATP-dependent chromatin remodeler activity; ATP binding. The coding region runs from base 384 to 10814 and encodes 3476 amino acids. NCBI's taxonomy places the organism in Eukaryota, Metazoa, Arthropoda, Insecta, Diptera, Muscidae. The record is from RefSeq and is a predicted model, not a curated record. Gene Ontology annotation, cellular component: Swr1 complex.
GUUAGUUUCCGUCAAAACAUCGACAAGAAAACAUCUAUCGUUUUUGGGUGCCGCUCGCUAGUAUUGCAUAUAUUGCUAUCUCGCUCGUUAUCUCAAGCAAAUUUAAUUUAACAUACGGAAACCCAUAAGAGUGAAGAGUACAUAAGUAUUGUACCACGAGCAUAUAAAGCAAAGUAAAAUUUUCCAUCAUACCGUGUCGAGAAAAAAAGGAAAUUUUUCAUUGUUAUUUUAUGUGGAAUUAAGACGAAAAUAAUUGAAAAUUUUGUGCGGAAAAAAUUUUUUAAUAUCUUUAAAAACGUUUUAUAAUUGUUUUACAAACGGAUGCCUCUAGAAAUGGCCGAAAAUUCAUGAUUAAAAUUUAAACAAUCUGAGAUGCAUCAAACAUGAAUGAAGGUGAGUCAGCAGGAGGGGGGCAUCAAGGGUCCAACCCGGCCCCUCCUGCUGUGCCAGACCGCAUAUCAUCAACUUCAACAAUUGCAACAACAAAUCUUGCUGCUGCAACAACAACAAACAAAAACAAAAACAACGUCGUUACAUCAACGACAACACCAACACCCGCAUCCCCCUUCAGAUUGUCAAAAGCUGCUGCAAAUAGCAGUAACGUCGUCGAAAACACUAUCGUCACAUCUUUAGUCCAGCCAAUUGUAGGCACAACAAACAAUAGCCCCUUACCAAGAAGUUUCCAACAAGCUUUUGCCCAACAACAAUCCAGACAACAAGAAAUUGCGGCAGCCACAGCAACCGAAGCCGCGAACAAAAGCAUUUCCUCAGCAAAAACGCCACAACAGACAUCGUUUUCGUCAUUGUCGUCGUCGUCGUCAUCGUCAUCAACGAAUACGGCCGCAGCAAACUCUUUGGUUAAGAGUCUUAUGCCUCAAACGCCAACACGCUAUCAGCAGCAACAAGGAGCAGAAGCAACAACGCCAACUUCCACAACCGAUUUAUUGGCUACAUCUUCAACAUUUGCUUCGGCUUCCGCACAAACAUUUCGCAGUAGUACACAACACAACAUUGGUUCAUCUUCCACAACGUCCGAGGCCCUUUCAUCACUGAACAAACGCAAAAGGUUGGAAAAUAUCCCCACACCAGGAGGAGGUUCGACAACAGUUUCAAUCUUAAACGUUAGUGGCAGCAACAACAACAGCGGCAGCGGUAGUGGCAAUAGUGGUAUUCUCUUGGCAUCUUCUUUAGGAGGUGGUGGUGGUAGUGCUGGAGUUGGUGUUGGUAAUAAUUCUAUAGUAGGCUCGCUUUUGCCUUCGACAAUAAAUACCACAGUUACUACAAAUCCCACGGCUUCAAACACUAAUAGUAACUCCUCACUACUGGCACAAGAUAUACAAGGUUUAAAGAAGCGAAUUUUAGAACAAAAAUAUUCCCGUUUGCAUAGAUUAAAGGAAAAACACUCUGAAAAUGUCGCCGAAUUGUUUUAUUUGCAAAUUGGUGGCAAUAUGAUGGACUAUCCUACGUGGCGUAAAAAAGCACCUACCCCACAGUUCAUCGCCUAUAGCAAUGCCUAUCGUCUGGAUCAAUUGGUUAACGAUGAAAGAACAAGUGCGGCGGCUUCAACAACAGCGACGACGACAACGUCAAUGCCAACAUCGGCCACCAAUGCCGCUGCUGGCAGCGUUUCCUCCAUCGUUCAACAACAACAACAGACACAGGUUGCUGAUAAUAUAGCAACAAUCAUUGGUGUGACUGCUGGUAGUCAUACGAAUGUAUUAAGUCAACAAACGAAUACGCAACAAUCUCAUCAAACAUCGUUAAUAGUAUCUUCAACAACUCCCGCAUCAUCUUUGGUCUCAAAUCCGGGUCGUCUGCCAAGCAGUACUACCAUUUCAUCAUCGAUAUCAUCGUCAUUGUCAUCGUCAUCAUCAGCGUCGUCCUCUUCCUCCUCCGCCUCUGCAAACACGGCAAUUCUGUCCAGUGCCACAGGCAAUGGGCAAAGUUCUCUCUUGCCCUCAACAGCUACUGAUGCCAGUGGCAAUCCGUUGCCUCCACAAGGUGCUGAAAUAAAGAUACCAGCUGUGGGUGCAACACCGGUGGCGGUAUCCACAAAAUUACCCGCAGCCGUGCAACAAUUAACACAACAAGGUGGCACUCCGUUAAUUCCCUGCAGCACAGCCCAAGGUACCACAGCAUUGCGUCGAAAUGGCGGCAAUGGUGUGGCUGCCUCAUCAUCAGCAAAUACUCCUCCGCCUUUGUAUUCACCUUCGCCCAGUAAUUUGUCUCUAACGACAGCUGGGGGGACAACAGCGGCUGCGGCGGGUGGUACAACUACUGCAGCGUCGGCAGCAGCAGCUGCGGCGGCGGCAGCUGCAAAUUCGGCCGCUACCACGCCCAACAGCAACCAAGAGUUUUCCUUUAAGGCCAAACAAGAGGUUGAUGUUAUGCGACGCAUUAUGGAACUCCAGCGAGAGGGAUUAUGGACUGAGAAACGUUUGCCCAAGCAAUUGGAACCACCCCGACCCAAGGCCCAUUGGGACUAUUUGCUUGAGGAAAUGGUUUGGCUGGCGGCCGAUUUUGCACAGGAGCGUAAAUGGAAAAAGGCGGCUGCUAAAAAAUGUGCCAAAAUGGUACAGAAAUAUUUCCAAGACAAAGCUAAUGCUGCCCAAAAGGCCGAAAAGGCGCAAGAGGCUCAUCUCAGACGUGUGGCCGCCUUCAUAGCCAAGGAGGUUAAAAUGUUUUGGGGAAAUGUGGAGAAAUUGGUGGAAUACAAGCAUCAUACAAAAAUCGAAGAGAAACGCAAAAAGGCUUUGGAUCAACAUCUCUCCUUUAUAGUGGAUCAAACGGAGAAAUUCUCUCAACAAUUAGCCGAGGGUAUGAACAAAACGCUGAAAGAUGCCUCAGCCAAUCCCAGCAUAAAUUCGAGUCGAAUAUCAUCGCCCAAGAGAGAAGGCACAGAUGAUGAAUUUCGCCCUGAUUCCGCCUCCGAAGAUGAUGAGGAAACCAUUGCCAAAGCUGAGGAAGAGGAAAAUGCCGAUGUUGAUGCCGAAGUUGCAGCUUUGGCCAAAGAAUCUCAAAUGGAUUUGGAUGAUUUCCUCAACGAUUUGCCCAAAGGCUAUUUGGAGAAUCGUGAUAAAAUACUUCUGGAGGAAGACACCAAUACCAAUACUACAGCAACAACAUCUUCCUCUGGCGUUUCAAAGGGUGGCAAGAAGUCCAAUAAGAAAGAAAGACGCGAUAGCGAUGAUGGGGAAUUUGAAGCCAAUGAAACCAGUGAAGAUGAUGAAAACACCAUUAGCAAGCAAGAAGAACAGGAAAUGGAUGUUGAUCAUCAGCAAGAGUUGGAUGAACUGAAAGAUGACAACGAUUUGCCCCUGGAACAGGUUUUGGCCAAGUAUAAAUUGGGAAAAAUUAAUGAGACACCUGCUAAAGCAAAAUCCAAAGGCAGUAGUUCAAAAAUGGAAGUAGAUACCGAAGAGGUCAUGGAUGCUGGAGCCAUUUCAAAGGCCAUGCGUGAUUCUGAUGAUGAUUCCACCGAUAAUGAUGAUGGUGAGUCGGAGGAAGAUGACGAAGAUGACGAGGAUGAUGAAGACGAGGACGAAAAUGAAGACGAAGAGGUGGAAAGUGAAGAUGAGAACGAGCUACUCGAUGAAACCGAAGAAAAUGAACAGGAUGCCGGUCUCAAGGAUUUACUGGAGGAUUCCUCCAAUGCCAACAGCAAAGAUGAUAUGAUUAAAGAUGCUGCCGCUUUGGCCGAAUCGUUACAGCCCAAAGGCAAUACCUUAUCCUCUACGAAUGUAGUGACACCCGUUCCAUUCCUAUUGAAACAUUCAUUGCGUGAAUAUCAACACAUCGGUCUCGAUUGGCUGGUAACCAUGAAUGAGCGCAAACUCAAUGGCAUAUUGGCCGAUGAAAUGGGUUUGGGUAAAACGAUACAGACCAUAGCCCUAUUGGCUCAUCUGGCCUGUGUCAAGGGUAAUUGGGGUCCCCAUCUUAUAGUUGUACCCUCCUCGGUUAUGUUAAAUUGGGAAAUGGAAUUUAAGAAAUGGUGUCCUGGUUUCAAAAUACUCACCUAUUAUGGUACACAGAAAGAGCGUAAAAUGAAAAGAGUGGGCUGGACAAAGCCAAAUGCUUUUCACGUUUGCAUUACCUCGUACAAGUUGGUGGUGCAGGAUCAGCAAAGUUUUCGCCGCAAAAAGUGGAAAUAUUUGAUAUUGGAUGAGGCCCAGAAUAUUAAGAAUUUCAAAUCGCAGCGUUGGCAGUUGCUGUUGAAUUUCUCCACAGAAAGACGUCUACUCCUUACCGGUACUCCUCUACAAAAUGACCUUAUGGAACUGUGGUCCCUUAUGCAUUUCCUUAUGCCCUAUGUCUUCUCAUCGCAUCGUGAAUUCAAGGAAUGGUUCUCCAAUCCCAUGACUGGCAUGAUUGAGGGCAAUAUGGAGUACAAUGAAACGCUUAUACAGCGUCUACACAAAGUGAUACGGCCGUUCUUAUUGAGACGCUUAAAGAAGGAGGUCGAAAAGCAAAUGCCUAAGAAAUAUGAACAUGUGGUCAUGUGUCGUUUGUCCAAUAGACAGCGUUAUCUGUACGAUGAUUUUAUGAGUCGAGCGAAAACUCGGGAAACUUUGCAGACGGGUAAUUUGCUGAGUGUUAUAAACAUUCUGAUGCAAUUGCGUAAAGUCUGUAAUCAUCCGAAUAUGUUUGAAGUACGUCCAACAAUAUCGCCAUUUCAAAUGGAGGGUAUAUCAUAUGAAACGUCACGUUUAAUAUGUGACCUAAUGGAGUAUGAUCCGUUUAAGCACAUCGACUUACAUUCUCUAAACCUGCUGCUUGUGGAGCUAGAACUUACUCUCACGGCAUAUGUCUCCCACAAGUCUCGUUUGUUGGCUGCCCCCCGAAAACUAAUCGAAGAAAUUGAUAGCAUACCAGAUCCCCCUCCACGAUGUCCCACUGGGAAAUAUAAAUUUCACAUACGUGUGCGCGAUACAAAGGUUCAGCAAAACAUUAAUGCACACACACAGCAAACAGUGAAAGUUGGAGCAAGUCCUGCCAUGAGACUGGAGGGCAAUAAAUUUGUGCCCGUGUGUCAAUCAAUAGUUACGGCAGCAGGAGCAACAGCAGCAGAAUCAGCGAAUAGUCGCAUUAGUAAACGUAUGAACAAUGUUAUAAAUCCCAUUGGUUCACCUAAGAUUGGGCCAAUAGUACCCGUUUCCAUAAUGCGUGCAAGAGAUCCCUUGGCCUUGCCAUCGACAUCAUCCUCGUCCUCGUCUGUCUCCCACUUGGGGCCAACACCUGCAAAACAAAUGCGUUUACAGGAUCCUCUGAGUUUAGAAGGCAUGGAGCAUGAUGGCAUAAAGAUGGAAAAGGCCGUGGAUGAUAAGGCCUUGGUGAAAGCUCUGGCCCAGCAUGUAACGACGACUACAUCGAAUACCCGCCUUGAUACCGGCUCCACCACUGUUAAGACUGAAUCGGAUGAUGCCACUGUGGUGGAUGAUAAUUCCUGCGAAACAGAUCCCAUCUUUAAUAUGACUGAGAUAUUGCAACAGCGCAAAGAACAAAGAUUGGCACGUUUGAAGCUUAUGGCCAAUGUCAACAAGAGACGGGCAGAGGCCACACCCAUUUAUGGCUCAGAUUGUCGCGAAGCCAUCGAACAUUGCUCGGAGGGCAGCCGUCUUUUGCAAUAUUCCACUUGGCAUACCAGAGGUUAUACGAAUUGCAUCACUGCCAUGAACCGAUCAAAUGAUAAUUGGACUCUAAACAAAAUUCUAAAGUGUUACGAGAGGCGUUGUGAAGAUCUGAAGCAUAUUUUUCAGAACUAUGUUAUAUAUGUGCCGUCCGCGUGUGCGCCACGAAUACGUUUCUAUGUUAAUAAUUUGACAUCGACACGUUUGUCACGAGAGCGUUGCAUCGAUAAUACCAUUCAAAAGGAAAUGUCACCAAAGUUGGGCCUGUUGCAUCCCAUAAUUUCGGCCAUGACCACACAGUUUCCAGAUCCCCGUCUUAUACAGUACGAUUGUGGCAAACUGCAGACUUUGGAUGGUCUACUGAAACAGUUGAAGUAUGAGCACCAUCGUGUGCUCAUCUUUACCCAAAUGACAAAAAUGCUGGAUGUGUUGGAGGCCUUCCUCAACCAUCAUGGUCACAUCUAUUUGCGUCUGGAUGGUGCCACCAAAGUUGAACAACGGCAACUUCUAAUGGAACGUUUCAAUACGGACAAACGUAUUUUCUGUUUUAUCUUGUCCACACGCUCCGGUGGUGUGGGCAUUAAUUUAACAGGAGCAGAUACUGUGAUAUUUUACGAUUCAGACUGGAAUCCCACCAUGGAUGCUCAGGCGCAGGAUCGCUGUCAUCGCAUUGGACAAACGCGGGAUGUACACAUAUAUCGUUUGGUCUCCGAGAAAACAAUCGAGGUGAACAUUCUGAAGAAGGCCAAUCAGAAGCGUAUGCUUAGUGAUAUGGCCAUUGAAGGUGGCAACUUUACCACAUCCUAUUUCAAGAGUUCCACCAUUAAGGAUCUCUUUAAUAUUGACACUCAAACCCAAAUAUCGGGUGAUGCCACAACAACAAUGGCAAUAACUUCAUCACAAACUCAAAAUAACAGCGAGAAUUAUGAAAAGCCUACGACUUCAUUAAUGUCGGCGCCGUCCUCAUCAGCCUCAUCAUCGAGUGUGGUUGAAGCGAUCACCGAAGUUGAUUUGGAAAAACAAUCGCUGAAGGCAUUUGAAAGUGCUUUGGCCGCUGCCGAAGAUGAACAGGAUGUUCAGGCCACCAAAACGGCGAGGGCAGAGGCUGCCGCUGAUUUGGCAGAAUUCGACGAAAACAUUCCCCUGGAAGAUGUUGCCACCAAUGUCGAUGGAAAUGUAGAACUAAGCAAGGCCGAUUUAGAAAUGCAGAAUUUGGUUAAGCAGUUAUCACCUAUCGAACGAUAUGCCAUGCGUUUUGUGGAAGAAACUGGAGCGGCCUGGACAGCCGAACAAUUGCGUGCUGCUGAAGAAGAGCUCGAAGCGCAAAAGCGCGAAUGGGAAGCCAAUCGUUUGGCUGCCUUACAAAAAGAGGAGGAAAUGCUGAAACAAGAAGCAGACGCUGACGAAAUGUUGACAUAUUCUCGGAAGGAUGCCACAAAUCAGAUAUGGAUUUCAGCAAAUACAAUGGAGCAUAUGCCGAUGUGGUGCCCUCCAACACCGCCCCAGGAUAACGCUGACAUUUACAUUGAUUAUUCGCUAACCUUUAUGUAUGACAUUGAGCCCAUACCGGAAACGGAAUUACCGCCAGUCUAUGUGAAGAAGGAAUACAAACGUUCGCGUUCCGAUGCCGGUUUCCUAAUGGAUGGCAAUAAAAGGCCAGCCAAAAUGCGGCGCGAAGAAAUGUUCUGUGCUCCUCGUUCCCUAUUCGAUCGUCCAUCGGCUGCUAUAGCUCGCAUAAGGCGCGAUUUGAAGAAUCAACGUUAUAGGGGAGCCUUUAAGCCCAAUGUCCAAAUACCCGGCUUAAAGCCACAAUUGCCACAAAAACCGCUCAACGAGCCCGAAGGCAUGGCCGAAUGGUGUAUAUACGAAGAUAUUGCCAUACUACAUGUUUUGGUGAAUCUACAGGGAUUGCCCUGCAACCUGAUGCUAUUGUCUCCCGGCCAUACACCCAAUUGGGAUUUGGUGGCGGAGAUAGUAAAUGCCUUCUCCAAAACGUAUAGAUCACCUAAACAGUGUAGAUGGCGUUAUGAGGCUAUUAUACAACCACGCGAGGAGGGCAAAUUGGUGGACAGUCCCAAAAAGCAGAAAAAACUAAAGGCCAAUUUGAAAACCGAAUAUCUGAAGAGUCCCCUGCGCUGCCUGAGAACCACACAACUGUAUGCGAAUGACAACAAUGCCUCGUUUACCAAGAUAAUGCGUUCCCGUUUCGAUUGCAUUAAGUCGGCGUACCUGAAAAAGGCCCCGGCGCCCAAGCGUCACUUCUCAACUCCCAGUCCUAUGAAUCCCAAACACAUGGAGGUAUUGCAGGAAUUUGGCAUAGUGAACUAUGAUCAACCCAUGUCGCCCCAAAAUAUAGCCAACAUGCGGGCCAACAAGUUAAGGGACAAACAGCGGUCUCAAUGUCCACCACCUCCACCGCCGGCGGCAGCUACGUCCACUCAGCAGGGUUGCAGCCCUGCUGCGGGUCAAGCUCAAGGGCAGACCAGCCAAGGAGGUGCAGGCGGAUGCUGUGUCACUACACCCACAGGGGUAAAUGCUGUCCAGCAACAGCAGCAGCAACAGUCAGGCGGUCAAGGUGCCACACAUCUGCAGGAGCUGGUGCAACAUCAACAAGCACAGCAGGUGCAGGUGACCAGCACUGCGCCUCCAGGUUUGCACACACAACAAUUGCAAAUUCAUCAGUUGGGCGGAGGUCAAACGUCAUCACAGCAGCAAGCCACUACGGCCAUAGUGCUGCAACCGGGUCAACAAUUGCAGCAACAACAAACUGUAGUAAACCAGGCCACACAGCAACACUUGAUUCGUCAACAUGGCGGCGGAGCUACACAGAUUGUCAAAGCCAUUGUGGGGCCAGGAGGUCAGACGGGCUUGCUGACCACGGGACAAGUGCAACAACUGCAUCAACAAGCCCAGGGCCAAGGUCAGGGUACAUCUGGGCAAACUCAACAUGUGCAGUUGCAACAACAAAACAGCGGUGGUGGUAGCUUGGUGGCUCCCCCCUUAUCCGUAUCUGUGGUAUUGACACAACCCGUCCAAACAAUAUCAUCCACUACGUUGCCAAACCAGGGCUCGCAUCAUUCACAGGUGGCAUCCUCAUCGGCCCAAAUUGUCUCUCUUUCGCCGCAGACCAUAGUUUCGAGUUCAGCUCAAGUGGGUAGCAUUGUCCAGACCCAAUCACUGCCUCAGGUGGUCUCAGUGUCUCAAUUGGCCACGGUGGGAACCGUGUUAACCACCUCGAGUGGCAUGCAGCAGCCGGCCACGGUAGCUGCGCUUAAUACUUCGGCCUUGAGGGCUCAAAGAAUUGUGGCCGCCUCAGGUGGGACAACUCUGCAGGAUGUAGUCUUGCAACAAAGAUCUGCAGGCAACCCUAGCCCCACCAUAGUGUCCAUGUCCAGUUUGGGAACAAAUGUGGCCCAGGCUCCCAUACAAGGCACACAAUUCCAAUUGGCCUCCAUGCCUGCGGGUACUCAGCAGGUGGUCACAAAAGGCAUAAGGGUGAGUUCUCUGCAACAGGGCCAGAAAAUUGCUGCGGGCAAUGCCUCAGGUGGUACGGUGCAAGGUCAGGGCCAGGCUGCCCACAUCCAAUUGUAUAGACAGAGACAACAGCUCAAGGUUUUACAGGCCUCCGGUCCCGGCCAGCAAGGUCAACAGACUGUCGUACAGACCGCCUCUGGGCAAACGGCUCUGGUCAAUGCCCAGGGCACCAUCAUUCAAGGCAAUAUCAUGCAAACCAGUGCGGGACCCACAACGGUUCAAGUGGUCCAAGGUCAGAAGGUGACAGUGGCCACAUCCAAUGUAGCGUUAACCACCCCAAGUACCGCGGGAGUUGUUACAACGGUGGCCAAUCAAAUGCAUCCGCAACAGGUGCAGCAACAGACCCGGACCCAGUAUAUCAAACAAGUUUCGGCUUCGGGCAAGCAGACCAUAGCCCGGCAGGUGGGCGACACCGAUAUGCUGUUGGUCAAGAGACAAAUGUUAUCCGCAGCAACGCAGCCAAAGGCUGCCCAAGUCAUACAACAGGGUGGGCAAAUUUACACUACCUCCGCGCAAGGUAUAACACUGCAGCAAGCGGCACAGGCUUCGUCAUCCUCAAAUGCGGCUACAGUUCAACAGCAACAGAAUCAACAACAAACUACCCAAGUGGUACAGCAGGUGACAUCCCAACAGAUAGCCACUCUGGUCAAAACUUCCGGCUCGGCGGGAUCGUCGGGCAAUAAUGGUGGGGGCCAAGGUGGGGUCAGCGUCAAUACGGCAGGUGGUCAACAGACACAGAACACUGUAAACAUGGCUCUGUCUCAGUUGAAACCGGGAGGCCAAAUCAAAGUGACCAUGGCCAAUCAAUCGCAAAUGAGGCAACUGCAUGUGCAACAACAAUUGCAAAUGCCAAGAAAAAUCUCCCGCAUGACUCAAAUACAAGCGGCUCAGGCAGCUGCGGCAGCCGCCAAUCAGCAGCAGCAACAACAGCAACAGGGUCAGAACACAACCAUAACACAAUCAUCUGGAAAUAUGCAACAACAGCAGCAGGCAGGGCAAAAACAAAAUACCUCGUCGGGUUCCUCUACAUCUGCGGGUUCGGGCGGUGGUGGUGUACAAACACAAUUGGUGCACAUACAAAACACCAAGUCAUUGUCGAGUUCCGUCACUGUCCAACAGUUCCAACAGGUGAUGCGUCAAAGUCAACCUGGCACCUUGGCCACCACAGGCUUUGUUUUGGGCAAGACCAGUGUGGGUCGAGUUAUACCGGUAUCGGUGGCAUCGCAACCCAAUCAACGACAAACUAUACAGGUGGUCUCUGCCGCCUCAGCACAGGCUCUUACGGCUGGCAAUUUAAGAGCCCAUGUGGCAAGUGGACAAAAUAUUGCCGGCACCAUUAAAGUAGCCACCUCCGGUGGCUCACAAUCUCAAACUCAACAGGCCAUUAUAACGGCCAUACAGCAGCAGCAACAGAAUCAACGACAAAAUGCCAGUCCGGUGAGGCUGCAAACAGCCGGUGGUAAUUUGGUUGCUGUAGUUCAGCAACAAUCGUUGCAGCAGCAGCAACAGCAGCAGCAACAAACACAAAAUGUGGUGGUCAGUUCAACUUCGGGUGGUGGGGUAAAUGUCUCCAAUGCCACUCAAGCGGAAAUAAUGACCAUAACACAAACGUCGGCGGGUACUACGCUGACCACGGCCAGCCACAGCAGGUGAAUGCCACACAACAGGCUACACCGCAGCACGUGCGAACGAUGGUCAAAAAGAAAAUCAUGCAAAUACGCAGUGAAAAGGAAUAAAUGGAUAGAAAAAUAAAACCGAGAGAAAAUACCAUAACCCAUACUAAGGUUAAUGGGUCUAACUAAAGUUUAUCAAACAAUUUUUAAAAAGGAAAUUCAUUGCUGAGUACAACAACUCAUGGCCUUGAGUCCUAAAACACAAGGAUCUUUAAGAUAUGAAGGUUGCGAUGCCAAUAUGCUUAGUUGCAUCCCAGCCAACGUCAAAGUAAUUUCAAGUAUUAUUCGUUUUAAAUAUUUAACAAGCAAAGCAAAAAUUGAGUAGCCUAACAACCACAACAACAACAAUAACAAUUCAAAAAGCCCAUACUACCAUUUGUUGCUCUGGCUUUUCGUAGCUGAGGAGUUUAGAUUUAUAAGCUGUGUAUAAAAAAAAUAAAUCGCAAUAAAUUAUUUUUAUUGUAAUGGAAUCUAGUUUAAGAGUAGCUUAGUUUCCUUUACCCCGUUUAUGGUCCUCCCCCCCCCCCCCCCCCCCUAACCUAUGUAUCAACCCCUUAACUUUUAUCUCCCUUAUGUAUAAGUGGGUCUAUAUAUUUAAGGUAUAACAAAAUUUAGAUUAAAUUUUUGUUUUAGAAUUUUUGGUUUAGCUGUAAAAUUUUACUAAAUAUGAACAAAACAGCAAAUAAGUAAGGAGUAUAUGAAACACGAUAAUUUUUUCAAUUGAAAUCUUGUAAUUUAUAGACAUGUUGUGCACCAUUACUACCACUACCAACCCCUAUGUUAUAAUUUACAUCCAUACUUACAUUUUAUAUUCCUAGAACACUAAAUAUGCUACUGUUUUACAUUAUUAACUGAACAAAAACAGUUAUAUUUUAAUUAUCCUUAAAAUAAGUCUAUACUAAAAACAAACAAAAAAAAAA